Molecule: messenger RNA, 2490 nt
Organism: Onychostoma macrolepis
Lineage: Eukaryota; Metazoa; Chordata; Actinopteri; Cypriniformes; Cyprinidae
Gene: gas1b
Product: growth arrest-specific 1b
Exons: 1
Coding region: 693-1481 (262 amino acids)
Biological process (GO): regulation of cell cycle
Source: RefSeq, a predicted model, not a curated record
GCAGGGACAUGCAAUGCACUUUGAUAGCCAAAAUAUUCUAGCACUGUGUCACGGUAGGCGGGGUCUGACGCUUUAUCAAGUCAAAUUACUGCCCGCACCCUCUCCACAUUCUCGACCUUCAUCAAAUUCUGACCUCCACCCUCCAAGUGACGUCAGAAAUCACAACAACUGAUCAGACCAAUAGUGUGCUGCAUGCAUACUUCUGGGGUCCGGGUAACUGAACAGAUCCACCAAGACAUCUCACAGAGAGAGUUGAACUUUUUCCAGCUUUGUUAUUUGAACAAGACGCAGUGUGAGAUCGCUUUUGGUACGUUUCGAUGUCAUUAAAUGUAUAAACCGUUGAUUCCUCGCUGGAUUACUGCACAAAGAGCAGCGAGAAUAGACUAAAGACUCGACGCGCUUCAAGAUGUUGCUGUACGUUUGGCUUUCGCGGCAGUGAGCAAAUGUGAUUCGUUUCCAGCCGUUUGGUGUUUUGUCCAUGGAGGAGUUUCGAUACACGUUUCUGCGGAUAUCGAAGGAACAAAUAUGAGCAUACUUAACUAUCUGAAGUGGUCAGCAGAAGAACGCGGCUAAAUGGAACAAGAGGAGUUGUUUAUCUCAGUCUCUGCUGGAGAAACAUUAUGGGUUAUAAACCAACAAAUGGAAUCCCUUGAUCUAAUAAGUUAACUUUUAAGCUUCUGCAACAUCAAGGAAUGGCAAGCUCUGGCAACUCUGCAGUCAUUCUACGGCUGCAAAUAUUGAUUUUGUCCAUCGGCUGUGCGUUGAUAUGUUAUAGUCGUUUAUCAACCGCAUCACCGGCACACAACCAGCGCUUGAUAUGCUGGCAAGCCAUCGUGAAGUGCCAAGGAGAACCGGAGUGUCACUAUGCGUACACUCAGUAUCUACACGCGUGCGGUCCGGUGAUAAACGGCAACAGGAAGAAAUGUCCCAGCCAUUGCAUUUCUUCCAUCAUUCAGCUCAAUCUGACUGUGAACGGCCCGGCACUGGAGGACUGCGAGUGCGCCUCGGACACUUUAUGCAAGAUGACCAAGCGAGCCAUUGAACCCUGUAUGCCCAGAACGAGCCACAUGGGCUGCACCGAAGCGCGUAAGCAGUGUGAGAAGGAUCCCGAGUGCAGCACCGCCAUGCGGGACUAUCUGUAUCACUGCAGGAAACUGUUCGGCGGAGACCGCUGCUCUGAAGACUGCCGGCGGGUCAUCACGAACAUGCGCUCCAUCCCCAAAGCCCAGCAGCUGGAUACUUGCGUGUGCGACGGCACAGAGAGGACCAUAUGCGAGUAUGUCAAAGGCAGCAUGAAAAACUUCUGCUUUAACGAACGGUACGGCGGGAGUGGCUUUUCAGAUACCGAGGACGACUUGGACGACGACUAUGAGACGGAUUAUGAGGACGAGGAGAGUGAUGCCUGGGAUUUAAGAGCACAAAAGAGUUCGAUUGUGAUGUCCACCAUUUUGACACUUUCUUCUCUUGUUGUAAUAAGAUAGACUAGGGCAUGUUUUCAGAAGUAACUGCAUAUUUGGCCUGGGUGGAAAUAAUGGGGGUGAAUUCGGACUUCCCCAAAUUAAGCCCUAACACUCCCCCCUCCCCCCAGACAUGGAAGUAAAAACAAAAGGUGCAUGUGUGUGUGUGUGUGGAGGGGGUUAUAUACACAAGUGUGUAUAUAUACGACGUUUCAAGCCAAGUAUUAAGACACUUGGGAAGUCUCAAGGUUAUUAAAAGCAACAGUAGCGCUACGUGAUCACUUUCCCGCGGUAAAAGUAGCACAUUACUUAUCACUUUAUUGUGUAGAUGUACUCACAAAAAUAUAACAAGACCUUUUGUGUUUUGUAUAGAACGUCGUUAGUUGAAGUGCGGGCGCACCACGAGACGAAUCUCAUAUCGUAAAUUAGGCUACUGACAGAAAAAUAGUCCCCUAAAAGAGUAAUGGAAUAAUUCGCACAUUGUAUUUGGUCCAAUGAGCUGCCCACGUUAAGUAGCCGAUGUCUCAAUGGGCAAAACAUGUUAGUGUCCAACUUUUAUUUUUUUAUUUUUUGGGGUUGGGACUUGGCUAGAAAGCCCUGUUUUCUGCUUAUAGGCGCUUAAAAUGUACAGGUAGACGACAGAAACAGCCCACUGGAUAAAAAUAAAGAAGAAAAUGGGAGGAGAAGAAAACCAGAAUCCCAUAGUGAAAGGUUGUUUUUUAAAACCUAGUUGAGCUGCCAAAAUCUGCACACCAUGAAAAGGAGUAAUUUGUCUUUGAUGUAAAGAAAAUAUGUUGGAAAUAUGUGCUCCGCUAUAUAUUAAGUUAUUAUGAACUAUUGUGGAAACUGCUAUUCAAAGAGAUAAAUAAAUAUUGGAAGUUUAUUUUUGUAUGAAAGAUUGGUUAGUGUAAACAAAAUGCUUAUUGUAAAUGUGUAGAAUGUUUCUGUAUCAUAUAAUUGUGUGAAUAAUGUUGAUAAACAAUACCAUGCAAUAAUGUUCAUAAAGAUUGGCUUCAAAUUAUUCCAAAGAUCA